Molecule: messenger RNA, 1309 nt
Organism: Equus quagga
Lineage: Eukaryota; Metazoa; Chordata; Mammalia; Perissodactyla; Equidae
Gene: MTNR1A
Product: melatonin receptor 1A
Exons: 2
Coding region: 45-1142 (365 amino acids)
Biological process (GO): G protein-coupled receptor signaling pathway
Cellular component (GO): membrane
Molecular function (GO): melatonin receptor activity
Source: RefSeq, a predicted model, not a curated record
UCGGGCGACUCGCAGGGGCUGCGGGGCGCUGCGGAGCCCGCGCGAUGGCCGGGUGGCCGUGGGGCGCGCCGGGCGGGAGCUUGAGGGGCAACGGGUGCGCGCUGUUCAACGCCUCUCUGCUGGCGCCCGGCGGCGGGGAGGGCGCGUGGCCGCGACCCUCGUGGCUGGCCUCCACGCUCGCCUGCAUCCUCAUCUUCACCAUCGUGGUGGACAUCCUGGGCAACCUCCUGGUCAUCCUGUCCGUGUAUCGGAACAAGAAGCUGAGGAACGCAGGAAAUAUAUUUGUGGUGAGCCUAGCAGUUGCGGACCUGGUGGUGGCUGUUUAUCCAUACCCCUUGGUGCUGACAUCUAUAUUUAACAACGGAUGGAGCCUAGGAUAUCUGCACUGCCAAGUGAGUGGUUUCCUGAUGGGCUUGAGUGUCAUUGCCUCAGUAUUCAACAUCACUGGAAUCGCCAUUAACCGCUACUGCUACAUCUGCCACAGUCUCAAGUAUGACAAACUGUACAGUAACAAGAAUUCCCUCUGCUACGUGUGCCUGAUAUGGAUGUUGACCCUUGUGGCAAUCAUGCCCAACUUGCGUAUCGGAACCCUGCAGUAUGACCCAAGGGUCUACUCCUGUACGUUCGCCCAGUCUGUCAGUUCAGCGUACACCAUCGCGGUGGUGGUUUUCCAUUUCAUAGUUCCUAUGAUCAUAGUCAUCUUCUGCUACCUAAGGAUCUGGAUCCUGGUUCUUCAGGUCCGACGGAGGGUGAAACCUAUCAACAAACCCAGACUGAAACCACAGGAUUUCAGGAACUUUGUCACCAUGUUUGUGGUUUUUGUACUUUUUGCCAUUUGCUGGGCUCCUCUAAACUUUAUUGGUCUCGCUGUGGCCUCAGACCCUGCCAGCAUGGUUCCCAGGAUCCCAGAGUGGUUGUUUGUGGCCAGUUACUAUAUGGCAUAUUUCAACAGCUGCCUCAACGCAAUUAUAUAUGGACUGCUGAACCAAAAUUUCAGGAAGGAAUACAGAAGAAUUAUAGUUUCACUGUGUACGGCCAAGAUGUUCUUUGUGGAUAGCUCGAAUGAGGUCGCAGACAGGAUUAAAUGCAAACCCUCUCCAUUAAUGAUCAAUAAUAACCUAUUAAAGGUGGACUCUGUUUAAAAAAGCAAAGAAUUACCAGCAAGAUAUGCAAACUGCUCAGAGUCUUACUAAUUUUCAUGUUUGCUUCCCUUUGGACAGAUGUCGAGAAAAUAGUGUGGUUGAGAAAAUUUAAUACUCUCAAGAGGUUGCCUCUAUAGUUUCUGAACUAAUGUGAUAUUGGCCGUCUG